CUGUGGUUCUUUAAAAAGUGUUUCAUGUGUCAAGAUGGUGAUGAUUGGGUGAGAGGAAAAGGCAGAAACCACCGUCAUGGCAACAAAAAGGGUCUUCCACCUCCAGCCAUGUGAAAGUCCAUCUCCAACUAUGUCUGACAAUGGAUUUCUCUUCGAGACGGCUGGUUUCCUGAAAUGUGACACUGACGAAGGAGGUGAGGGCAGGGAAGAGCUGGGGGAGGAGCUGUUUGAUACAGUUCAGUCCUCUAUUGUAUCUGGAGACAGCUUGAGAUUCUUUGUGAGUGUAAACCUGGAAAGCCAUCUCAAUGCAGCAGAUGCAGAUUCCUCUGGCUGUGUACUACUUCACACAUCAAGAAAAUAUCUGAAAUUAAAGAAUUUUGAGGAAGAAGUCAGAGCACACCGUGAUCUUGAUGGAUUUCUUGCACGAUCCAGCAUCAUUUUGGAUGAGAGUGCCACUUCUCUUGACGAUGUCUUGCGGAAGAUGCUGACGCAUGUAGCAGAUGAUGCUGACAAUGCUGAGCCCAGAUGCAACUUUGAUAAAGCUAUGAGCACUUUAUUCACUGAUUCAGGGGCACCUAGAGAAGGGAAUGUUCAUCUUCUGUCUGAUACAAUUCAAGGUGUUACUGCAACAACCACAGGUGUACAAUAUCAGCAGUCCUGGCUCUGUAUUAUUUGCACUAUAAAGGAUCUUCAGCGUCGCCGUGUUUGCAUCAGUCGACUGGAGAGACCACAGAACUGGGGAGAAAACUGCUGUGAAGUACGAUUUGUGAUCCUAGUAUUGGCUCCUCCAAAAAUGAAAAGCACUAAGACUGCCACAGAAGUUGGGCGCACAUUUGCCACAAUGUUUUCAGACAUCAAUUUUCGACAAAAGCUUCUAGAAACUAAAACAGAAGAGGAAUUCAAAGAUGCUCUAGUGCAACGUCGCCAUAUGCUUACUAGUUCAAACCAAAGAGUUCCUGCUGUGCAGGAGGGUCACAGAUCCCAUGACCAAAAACCCCUUAAGUUUACUAAUUUUCUAAAGAUUGGUAAAGGGAUGUUUGAUGACAUUAAACGUAGACUUCCUUUAUACCCCUCUGAUUUCACUGAUGGUAUCACUGGCAAUAACAAAGCUAUAGGGAAGUAUAUUACUACAGUGAUCCUUAUGUAUUUUGCUGUUCUUUUGCCAUCAAUGGCGUUUGGGUCAUUGAACGAUGAAAGCACUGGAGGAGCUAUUGAUGUGCAGAAGACUAUUAUUGGACAGUGCCUUGGUGGAGUCAUCUACGCUGUCCUUGCUGGACAACCUUUGGUUAUUUUGUUAACCACAGCACCUCUUGCUUUAUACAUCAGUGUUAUCCGAGGGAUAUGUGAUGACUACAAUUUGAAUUUCUAUGCCUUUUAUGGCUGUAUUGGAUUAUGGAACAGUUUUUUUCUUACACUCUAUGCUCUUUUCAACUUCAGUCUAUUGAUGAAGCUGUUUAAAAGAUCAACAGAAGAAAUCAUAGCACUUUUUAUUUCGAUAACUUUUGUAGUCGAUGCAGUAAAGGGAAUUAUUAAAAUUUUUAAACAGUAUUACCAUGACCCCAAAACGAAAAAGGAGUAUGCAAGCAAGUCCGGAGACAACAUAAUGAAAUUCAACUUCACCAACAGUCUCUCUGCCAAUGAAUCAGUAAAUACAUCAGGAUAUCUGCAGAACCAGAGCAUGCUGGAACUUCACACUGAAGUCCACUGCGGACGAGAAACCGCUGUCCUUAGUGUAAUGCUUAUGUUGGGAACCCUAUGGCUUGGGCACACUCUGUAUCAGUUCAAAAAAAGCCCUUAUUUGCACGCAAGAGUCCGGGAAAUAUUGUCUGACUGUGCAUUGCCAAUAUCUGUCUUAACUUUUUCCUUCGUGGGCUCAUUUCUCUUUAAGGAAAUAAAAAUUGCCACAUUUAACUAUACGCCUUCAGACAACUUAUUUGUGUCGGCACCAUUCCGUUCCCUCACCCUGGGCUCCAUAAUGAGUGCAAUGGGACUUGGGUUCCUUCUUUCCAUGCUUUUCUUCAUAGAGCAAAACAUAGUUGCAUCACUCACCAAUGCUCCAGAGAAUAGACUAGUUAAAGGAACAGCAUACCACUGGGAUCUUUUUCUUGUUGCUGUAAUUAAUGUACCACUGUCACUUUUUGGAUUGCCAUGGAUACACGCUGCUUUCCCUCAUGCUCCAAUGCAUGUCCGAGCCUUAGCCUGUGUGGAAGAAAGAGUAGAAAAUGGACAUCUCUAUGAGACGAUAGUGAAUGUAAAAGAAACACGGAUUACAUCUCUUGUAGCAAACAUCCUUGUGGGCCUCUCUCUUCGUCUCCUACCUUUCCCACUGCAGUGGAUUCCAAAGCCCGUCUUGUAUGGAUUAUUCUUAUAUAUCGCCUUAAUCUCCAUUGAUGGUAGUCAGUUCUUUGAGAGGCUGGUACUUCUGCUUAAAGAACAGACAGCUUAUCCUCCCACUCACUACAUCCGAAGAGUUCCUCAGAGGAAAAUCCAUUAUUUAACUGGCUUACAAGUGCUCCAGCUGCUUAUUCUCUGUGGCAUCGGAAUUUCUCCUUUACCAUACAUAAAGAUGAUCUUUCCUCUCGUUAUGAUAGGAAUGAUACCGAUCAGAUAUAACUUGCUUCCCAGGAUUAUUGAAGAGAAGUACCUGGACGCAAUGGAUGCAGAGCACUGAAACAGAUGGUGUUUGCUGCACCACUGAAAGCGCUCCUGCGAUUUCAGCAUUUUGUAUGUGCAAUCUGACAGUAUUUUUGUUUCCUUACAUUAAAGCACAAUUUGCCUUUCCCACAUGUGCAAAUACCAAAUGACUCAGAAAAGAGAGUGAAUAAGAAGAGAGGACUGCAGGAUUUCAGAUGUGGUUGUGUUUACAUCUUCAGCAUAAUUUUCCCUUGAAGUGACUCUGAAAAUGGAGGAGUAUGCACCUGGCCUGUUGAAUAAGGGACAUUUGCAAUGGUUAUCCACAGGGAAAGUACUGAUCUGAUUUUCAAAAAAAAAAAAAAACUGAGCUGUCUUUUGGAGCUGGUCAAUAUAUUGUAUGGACAAUAUGACCAAAUAACAAACAAGGACACUGUUGUGCGUUUUCUGCCCUAUCAGACUGUAGAACUUUAUCGUUCAGAUCUAGCAUCUUAAGCACAACUAUUGCAACAUGCCUUUACAUUUUGUUUUGAUUGAGAGUUUAUUAAAAUGUGCUUACAUGCUGUAAUUUUAUUUUAUAUUCCUUGAAUAUUUUGUUUCUUUUAAAAAUAUAUAUGUAUAUAUAUAUUUGGACUUGGACUUUUAUCAUUACCAAAUUCAGAGAUGAUUAUCUUGUUCAGUGCAAUUGCCUUUUCAGCUUCCUGAGAUAAAAAUAUUUUAUGUA
Protopterus annectens (West African lungfish) is the source of this 3355-nucleotide messenger RNA. RefSeq names its product solute carrier family 4 member 11 (gene SLC4A11). The transcript is spliced from 20 exons. The coding region runs from base 77 to 2671 and encodes 864 amino acids. NCBI's taxonomy places the organism in Eukaryota, Metazoa, Chordata, Ceratodontiformes, Protopteridae. Gene Ontology annotation, biological process: monoatomic ion homeostasis; monoatomic anion transport; transmembrane transport. Gene Ontology annotation, cellular component: plasma membrane; basolateral plasma membrane. Gene Ontology annotation, molecular function: solute:inorganic anion antiporter activity. The record is from RefSeq and is a predicted model, not a curated record.